AUGGCCAUGAAUUUCGUGACAUUUAACCAGGACUACAGCUACCUGGCUGUGGCAACAUCAAAAGGAUUUCAAAUAUUCACCACUGAACCCUUUGCCAAGAGCUAUGAGGCUAAAGAGGGAAACAUUGCCGUCAUUGAGAUGUUGUUUUCAACUUCUCUUGUCGCUUUGAUCUUGUCACCAAGACGUUUGCAAAUUCAAAACACCAAACGACAAUGCACAAUAUGCGAGUUGACAUUUCCCACAACCGUCCUGGCGGUCAAGCUAAACCGCAAGCGACUUGUUAUUGUCCUUGAGGAUCAAAUCUAUCUUUAUGAUAUCCAGACUAUGAAGCUCUUGUCUACUAUUGAUACUUCGCCAAAUCCUCAUGCCAUCUGUGCCCUUGCACCAUCAUCAGAGAAUUGCUACAUGGCAUACCCUCUUCCACAAAAGGCUCCUGCAGCUGCAAGUACAGCAACACAUGCUCCACCUGGAACAACCCACGUAUCUCCUACAACCGGAGAUGUCCUAAUAUUUGAUGCCGUCAAACUUGAGGCGAUCAAUGUCAUCGAAGCCCACCGUUCUCCCUUGGCACUCAUUGCGCUAAACAGCGAAGGCACAUUACUGGCCACCGCUUCAGAUAAAGGAACGAUUAUCCGUAUAUUUUCGGUUCCAGACGGCCACAAGCUGUAUCAGUUCCGCCGUGGCUCUAUGCCAUCUCGAAUCUACAGCAUGUCUUUCAACACCACAUCAACACUCCUAUGCGUAUCAUCGUCUACUGAGACCGUCCAUAUCUUCAAAUUGACCCAGCAAGGACCUUCGUCAGACGGCUCUUCAUCGUACGCUCCAUCAGCCCGGGACCAGGCUUCUCCGCCUGCAUACGGACAUUCACCUGAUGAAGACGAGGCUGGUGGCGAUGCAGGCUCGGACUCUUCGAGGAAACACAACGGCACCCUGAUGGGCAUGCUUCGCCGGACCUCCCAAAACGUAGGUGGCGCAGUUGCAGCUAGGGUAGGCGGGUAUCUUCCCAAGGGAGUUAGUGAGAUGUGGGAGCCAGCGCGGGACUUUGCUUGGAUCAAGCUGCCGCGGUCAAGCCAGGGCCCUGCUGGAAGCCCAGGCGCAGGACCCACGAGAAGUGUUGUUGCCAUGAGUAGCAACACCCCGCAUGUUAUGGUUGUUACCAGCGAUGGCAACUUUUAUGUUUUCAACAUCGACCUUUCGAAGGGUGGAGAAGGGACUCUCACCAAGCAAUAUUCUGUUGUGGAUUCGAAUGACAGGCUGGGAUAUGCUACGGAGUAUUGA
Molecule: messenger RNA, 1278 nt
Organism: Penicillium soppii
Lineage: Eukaryota; Fungi; Ascomycota; Eurotiomycetes; Eurotiales; Aspergillaceae
Product: phosphoinositide binding protein ATG18
Exons: 5
Coding region: 1-1278 (425 amino acids)
Biological process (GO): nucleophagy; autophagy of mitochondrion; protein lipidation
Cellular component (GO): cytosol; extrinsic component of membrane; fungal-type vacuole membrane
Molecular function (GO): phosphatidylinositol-3,5-bisphosphate binding; protein binding; phosphatidylinositol-3-phosphate binding
Source: RefSeq, a predicted model, not a curated record